AUGAAAUCCGCUAUUCCUACGAUUUUCUUCUUCAGCGUGCCCGCGAGGCUUCCGCACAGGAACGUGGUCAUCGUCAGCAGCAACAGGGCAGCCGUACAGGCGGUAGGACAACCUCGACAGCAAUCCGGACAACGCACAAUCCAAGAGGUGUACAGGCAGGUGAGGCUGCCGCAUCUGCAAGAUGUGCCGGUGUCCGUGCUGUGGGUGCCGGCAGGUCAUGAGCGCUUCCGGUCGGGUGCGGUGGCCAAGACAAUGGCCCGUGAUUCUACGGGAGACGGGUGCGUUCGAGAAAGAGCACGCUACCAAGCACGAUCUACGAGAACGAGGCUGCUGCUCGGUCACCUGCAACAGCAGCGGCAAAGGUUACCCAUCGGUGUAGGCCGGCAUUCGCAACGGAUCGACACAGCACUUCCGGGCAAGCACACGCGGACCAUUUAUGACGCUUUGAGUGCCAAGGAGUCAAGAAUACUGGUACAAUUGCGAACAGGAAAGUGCAGGCUCAACAGGUACCUGCACAGCAUCAGGGCUACAGGUUCGGACCAAUGCAGCUGCGGCCAAGCCGCAGAGACAGUCGAGCAUUUCCUGUUUCGGUGCAGACGUUGGAACUCGGAGAGGGAAGACAUGAUACGGUACAAGCGGACCAAGGUUGGAAACUUGUCUUUCUUCCUGGGAGGCAAGUCUGGAUCGGAUGGCGAGGGAUGGAAGCCAGACAUGGCGGCAGUCCGAACAACGAUCAAGUUUGCAAUGGCAACAGGAAGGCUGGAUGCGGACAUUUGA
This is a messenger RNA of Pochonia chlamydosporia 170, 777 nucleotides long. Its product is annotated as endonuclease/exonuclease/phosphatase. The coding region runs from base 1 to 777 and encodes 258 amino acids. The record is from RefSeq and is a predicted model, not a curated record. Lineage: Eukaryota; Fungi; Ascomycota; Sordariomycetes; Hypocreales; Clavicipitaceae. The transcript has a single exon.